CUUGUGACGACUCGUUAAUUGUUAGCGUAAUCAUGGCGGCGAUCUCGUCGCGGGUAGACGAACUCGUGCAGUCUGUCAGCCUGCAUAAUCCGCGCAAAUGGAUGUUCAACGGUUACAUUCUGCCGUUCGUGAUGCUACAGUCUUUAUGGAUCUACUGCUGGAUCUUCGUCUACGGCGUCGACGAGUACUAUGACGCGGGCCUAGUUGGCAUCGCGGCGAUCGGCGUGCUGCAGAUCUUUUUGUGCCUGUGCUGUCAAUGGUCCGUGCAUAUUCACACGUUCUUAAAUUGCAGCUCGGAAAAGAAUCCUUACAAAGCAAGAAUAGUGAAAGUAAUCCCUACUCCCAAUAAUGGAAGUUCAGAGCUGAUCCCAUUGCAUCGCACGGAUCAGCAGGAGCCAUGGUUUAUUUUUCAAAAAACGAAAUACUAUUGGGAUUCAGAGAUAAAAUCAUUCAGAGGAUUGCAGUUUCCAAUCAAUCAUUCCGUGAAACAUUAUUGCGAAUGGAAAGGCUAUCUUGAUCAAGCGGAAGUUGAAACAGCAGAGGAAAAAUAUGGGAAAAAUAAAUUAGACAUGGUUGUGCCAGAGUUCUGGGAACUCUUUAAGGAACGUGGGAUUGCUCCGUUCUUCGUCUUUCAAGUAUUCUGUGUGGCACUCUGGUGCUUAGACAAAUAUUGGUACUAUAGCAUCUUCACACUGAUCAUGCUUAUCAUGUUUGAAUGUACACUGGUACAGCAACAACUGAGAAAUAUGGCCGAGAUACGUAAAAUGGGCAAUAAACCAUACAUGAUAAUGGUCUAUAGAAACAGGCGAUGGCGUUUAUUAUUUACAGACCAACUAGUUCCUGGAGAUAUUGUUUCUAUUACAAGGCCUCAACAUGAUAAUUUAGUGCCAUGCGAUAUGUUGCUUUUGCGAGGUCCAUGUGUCGUUGACGAAAGCAUGUUAACAGGUGAAUCUGUUCCUCAAAUGAAAGAACCUAUAGAAGAUAUCGAUGGGAGUAGAACUAUAGAUAUCGAAGGUGAUAAACUUCAUGUGCUUUUUGGUGGUACAAAAGUCGUGCAACAUACACCUCCUACUAAAAAUACUCCCGGCCUUCGAGCGACAGAUAACGGAUGCGUCGCCUACGUAUUACGGACUGGCUUUUCUACAUCGCAAGGAAAACUUUUAAGAACAAUAUUGUUCGGCGUUAAACGCGUUACAGCCAAUAAUUUGGAAACUUUUGGCUUUAUUCUAUUCCUGCUUAUUUUCGCGAUUGCCGCCGCCGCGUAUGUCUGGAUCAAAGGCAGUGAAGAUCCUACGAGAAAUAAGUACAAACUAUUUUUGGAAUGCACGUUGAUUUUAACUUCUGUUGUGCCACCGGAGUUACCUAUAGAAUUGUCGCUAGCUGUAAAUACGUCUCUGGUAGCUUUAUCCAAGUUAGGUGUAUUCUGUACAGAACCGUUCAGAAUUCCGUUUGCCGGCAAAGUUGAUAUUUGCUGUUUUGACAAAACUGGCACACUCACCAGCGAUAAAAUGAUUGUCGAGGGUAUUGCGGGUAUCGACGGUAAACCAGAUGUGAUUCAACUAUCGGAUGCACCUUUGGAGAGCAUUCAAGUACUGGCUACGUGUCAUUCUCUUGUUCAAUUAGAUGAUGGUAUCGUCGGGGAUCCAUUAGAAAAGGCUACUCUUAAAGCAGUAAACUGGAGUCUUACAAAAAGUGAUUCUGUUAUUCCUAAAAAGGGCAGGUCUCCGGCGUUGAAGAUUGUACAGAGAUAUCACUUUUCAUCGGCUUUGAAAAGAAUGUGUGUUGUGGUUGGAUAUAAUAUUCCUGGAGCUUCAGAAACUCAUUAUAUGGCUACAGUGAAGGGCGCACCAGAAAUUCUAAAGAAUAUGUUGUCUUCUGUGCCGAAAAAUUAUGAUUCAACUUAUUUAUCUCUCUCACGACGCGGCGCGAGAGUGCUCGCUUUGGGAUAUCGGAAACUUCCUGGUACCUUUUCCUCUCAAGAUUUGAGGGAAUUAACACGUGGAAAAUUGGAGAGCAAUCUCACAUUUGCGGGAUUUGUUAUCAUUAGUUGUCCUCUUAAGCCUGACUCGAAAGCCGUUAUUAAAGAAAUCGUCAAUUCUUCGCAUUCGGUCGUAAUGAUAACUGGUGAUAAUCCCUUAACGGCCUGUCAUGUAAGUCGCGAGCUACAUUUCACAAAGAAGCCCAACACCCUCGUAUUGAUUGAAAAUGAUGACGAAUGGUUGUGGGAAAGCAUAGAUAAAACAAUACAGCUUCCUCUAAAUGUAAAAAAUAUUGAAUCACGCAAAGAAAUUUGGAAAGAUUACGCGCUUUGUGUAACGGGUGAGGGUUUAUCGUAUCUGAAAGAAAAUCAACGAGAACUUCUUCGGAAGCUCUUGCCACAUGUUGUGAUUUUCGCGCGAUGCGCACCGAAACAAAAGGAAUUCAUUAUCGUGUCGCUGCAAUCUUUAGGCUAUACGACGUUGAUGUGCGGUGACGGAACGAACGAUGUCGGCGCUUUGAAACAUGCUGCAGUGGGUGUGGCAAUUCUAUCUAGUCCGCCCGAAAAGCUACUUUCUGACAAACGGGAAGAUUCAAGGAAUGAUACCUCAAUGUCUCCCAUAAGCAACGGGCCAAGGACCAAUCCGAGAGUCGCGCCGCCGAAUACUCGUGCGAAACUGCAAAAGAUUCUAAAGGAAAUUGAUAACGAGGUGCAGGAGCAAUCCGUAAUCGUAAAACUCGGCGACGCUUCCAUCGCCGCUCCUUUUACCAGCAAAAUGUCAUCUAUUCAAUGCAUAUGCCACGUGAUCAAACAGGGACGUUGCACUCUGGUUACCACUCUGCAAAUGUUCAAAAUAUUAGCAUUGAAUGCACUGAUACUCGCCUAUAGUCAGUCAGUGUUAUAUCUGGAUGGAAUCAAGUUUAGUGAUGCACAAGCAACCUUACAAGGUGUCCUUUUAGCGGCCUGCUUUCUCUUUAUCUCACGAUCGAAACCCCUGAGAACUCUAUCGCAGCAAAGACCAUUACCAAAUAUCUUUAAUUUGUAUACCAUAGCAACUGUAUUGCUGCAGUUUGCCGUACAUUUUAUCUGUCUCGUCUAUUUAGUAAAAGAGGCCACUGUUCUAUCUCCAAAGAGCAACAAGUUGGCAGCUAUCUUGAAUAAUUCCAGUGAAGUCAAUUCAUUGGGUGGAGAUGACAGUAGUGAGGAUGAACCUUUCGAGGCGAAUUUAAUUAACAGCACUGUAUAUAUAAUUGCGAUGUCCCUUCAGGUUUCUACCUUCGCUAUAAAUUAUCGAGGUCACCCAUUCAUGGAAAGUUUGGCACAAAAUAAGGCACUUUUAUUUAGUCUUGUGGGCAAUUCUGCCGUCAUUCUAUUAUUGGCUUGUGGAUUUCUGCCAAAUCUAGCAGUACAAUUCGAGAUUGUGGAUUUUCCAAGCCAUUUCCGUACGAUACUGGUUCAAAUACUAGUCGCGGAUUUUGUCUUUGCGUAUAUCGUCGAUAGAGCUUGUCUAUGGCUCUUUGGCGAAGGAAGACAACACAAACUGUGAUGAAACUACCUUUUUACCGAUUACAGACUGUAUCAAAGAUUUUUGUAUAUUACUUUUGUUACUGAUCUUGUUCCACAUUAAGAGCUGACAACUUUUAUAUUUAAGAAUCGAUGAUGUACCUGUGGAUAUACGUGUCAUUAUCUGCAACUGCAUUUUGUAUUUUAUGUCGAUACGUUUCUUGUUUUCUCUACUCAUAUGUGUUGUAUAUGAAAAUGUAAUGCAAAAAUAUAAAUAUGUGCACAUUCUGUCAUAAUAUUCGCCUGAUUGUUUAUUUUUUUGCUGUCAACUUUUUUUCUGUGGAACAAGAAGCAGUGCUCUGGCGAUCAUUAUUUAUUGUCCAUAAAGAUAUUAAUAAUGUUCGAUAAUUAUUGUCAAGUCACAGUAUUGCCUUUACAUAUUAUAUAUUUAUUGAUAAUGUAAAAAACAAUAUUUUUUUAUACCACAACGUCUCAUAUAGACAAAGUUUUCAUGACUAAUAUUUUAAUUUGCAUAUUUAGAUGUUCUCUCCUGUGUUCAAUAAUUUUUUGUUAAUAUAUAUUAACAACAAAUAUUGAUCGCGCAAAGUACGCUCAAGAAGGGAUCGCGCAUAUUUCGUGUAUAUUAAUUUUAGAUAAAAGAUCCUACCUUCUUUUUUUCAGAGUGCAGAAAUUCGCACUUUGUAUAAGUUUUGUUAAAUACACAGACAUAUGUUAUAUAAACCUAUAAAUUUAUAUAAAUUUUUACGUUGACAUUUUUAUAUAAAUUUAUAUAGACAUAUUUUUUAUAUUAACAUAUGUCUAUGAUUUUUAAUGAAACUAACUCAUGAUUAUAAAUAAAUUGAAACCUUUCAUGAUUGCGCGAACGAUUUUUAUGACAUUUGACACGAUUAUUUACAACGGUAUUAACCGUCUUAUGCAUCGAUUGCAUUCCACUUCAAUAACGUUACGUGUUAGCGAGAUACAUUUUUUUCGCGGUACAUGUCACGUUUGCUGAUUAAAUGUAGUUCAGCGUCUUUUUCUUUUAUUUUUGGUACAAGAAUGUGACCAACAAUUAAUUUUCAUUGUUUCGUUUCACGUGAUCUCUUUUUCUCUCUGUAGUUACGAAAAACAAAAUGAGAGAAUAAUAUCUGUUUGUUCGCAUCGUGAGUCAAAUUAAGGAUAGUUGUAUAUUAUUGUACAUUUAUAUAAUAACUAAUAAAACGUUCGUUCAGAAUAACAACC
Formica exsecta is the source of this 4723-nucleotide messenger RNA. RefSeq names its product manganese-transporting ATPase 13A1. The record is from RefSeq and is a predicted model, not a curated record. NCBI's taxonomy places the organism in Eukaryota, Metazoa, Arthropoda, Insecta, Hymenoptera, Formicidae. Gene Ontology annotation, molecular function: ATP binding; ATP hydrolysis activity; P-type ion transporter activity. Bases 33 to 3524 code for a protein of 1163 amino acids. Gene Ontology annotation, biological process: intracellular calcium ion homeostasis. The transcript has 18 exons. Gene Ontology annotation, cellular component: endoplasmic reticulum membrane.